AUGGAUACUCCCUCAUCGUCUUUUCAUUCUUCCAACUCGACGACGACGUCUCCUGGCAAACGUACACAUUCGAGGACUUCAUACGAAGAACAACCGUACCACUGCUUGAAUAACUGUGGUCGAACUUAUAAAUAUAGACAGAGUAUGAUGUUGCAUUUCAAAUUCGAAUGUGGCAAAGAGCCUCAGUUCAAGUGCACAUUCUGUAGUAAAAAAUUCGCUCAUAAAGGCAACUACACGAACUCGAUGAACUUAAUCGAUGGAAAUGGCAUUCAACUGGAUUCUAAUUUACCGUUUUUGUUGAGUGGUAGCUCCUCUUCUGUGUUCGCUUGCCCAAAUAAUUGUGGCAAAGUGUACAAGUACAAAGGGAACAUGAUGCUGCACUUUAAACAAGAAUGUGGUAAAGAACCAGCUUACGUUUGUAAAUUUUGCCAGAAGAAAUUCACCAAAAAAGGAAACCUCAAAACGCAUCUGGGAUUGAUCCAUAAUAGCUUGGAUUUGUGA
Planococcus citri (citrus mealybug) is the source of this 501-nucleotide messenger RNA. Its product is annotated as gastrula zinc finger protein xFG20-1-like. The record is from RefSeq and is a predicted model, not a curated record. Lineage: Eukaryota; Metazoa; Arthropoda; Insecta; Hemiptera; Pseudococcidae. Bases 1 to 501 code for a protein of 166 amino acids. The transcript has 2 exons.